UCGGUCUGGACGCGGCGAAGACACGGGGGCGCUGCCCGCGGCGGCGGGGAUUGGCGACGGGGCGCGUUUGAGCCGGGACCGGGGUCCGCGGCGCGCUCUCCGCCCACAGAAAUGAGCCGUCAGACUGCUACAGCAUUACCCACUGGCACAUCUAAGUGUCCACCAUCCCAGAGGGUGCCUGCUCUGACUGGCACAACUGCAUCCAACAAUGACUUGGCAAGUCUUUUUGAGUGUCCCGUCUGCUUUGACUAUGUGUUGCCACCCAUUCUUCAAUGUCAGAGUGGCCAUCUUGUUUGCAGCAACUGUCGCCCAAAACUCACGUGUUGUCCAACUUGCCGGGGCCCACUGGGAUCCAUUCGCAACUUGGCUAUGGAGAAAGUGGCCAAUUCAGUACUUUUCCCUUGUAAAUACGCCUCUUCUGGAUGUGAAAUAACUCUACCACACACAGAAAAAGCAGACCAUGAAGAGCUGUGUGAGUUUAGGCCUUAUUCCUGCCCAUGCCCUGGUGCUUCCUGUAAAUGGCAAGGCUCUUUGGAUGCUGUCAUGCCCCACCUGAUGCAUCAGCACAAAUCCAUUACCACCCUACAGGGAGAAGACAUAGUUUUCCUCGCUACAGACAUUAAUCUUCCUGGUGCUGUUGACUGGGUGAUGAUGCAGUCUUGUUUUGGCUUUCAUUUCAUGUUAGUCUUGGAGAAACAAGAAAAGUAUGAUGGUCACCAGCAGUUCUUCGCAAUUGUACAGCUGAUAGGAACCCGCAAGCAAGCUGAAAAUUUUGCUUAUCGACUUGAGCUAAAUGGUCAUAGACGGCGAUUGACUUGGGAAGCGACUCCUCGAUCGAUUCACGAGGGAAUUGCUACAGCCAUUAUGAAUAGUGACUGCCUAGUCUUUGACACCAGCAUUGCACAGCUCUUUGCAGAAAAUGGCAACUUAGGCAUCAAUGUAACUAUUUCCAUGUGUUGAAAUGGCAAUCAAACAUUUUGGCCAGUGUUUAAAACUUGCAUUCAAUUUCACACAAAAUAAAGCACCAUCUGCUUGCCAACCUAAAACUCUUGGUAGGUAGAAGCUAGACACAUGAAGGUAACAGAAAAGAAAGGCUGUUAAAUACAGGAAACAGUUGCAUGUAGUAACACUAAUAUAUUUAAAAAUAAUUCAACAGUAAACCACUGAAAAAAUAUAUAUAUAUACACCCAAGAGGGGCAUCUUUUGUAUUAAGAAAGGAAGCAUUGUAAAAUAUUUCUGAACUUUGUGUUUGUUGUAGGUUGAUUGUAUUGUUGGAAAUAAUUUUUCUUUUUGGCGCGUAUGCGCGUGUAUGUGUGUGUGUGUGUGUGUGUGUGUGUGUGUGUGUGUUUGGUUUUUUCCCCUUAACUGACAAGCCAUCUGCGUGGUCGUGGACCACCGCUCUCCCCUUUGUGAGUCCAUACAUAGUGCUGCUGUGUUUUUCUGUUGUGUGUAUUUGCUAAUUUUUAUUCUAGUUUUUCAUUAAAUAAAUUUGAUUUUUCUUUUCUGUAAUUCAGGGUUUUCUCACUUUUUUGUACCUUUUAAGUUAGUGUCUUUUUGAUAUGCAUAAUUGUUUAUAUCAAAAUUUGUGUUCGGUACAUACUUUUCCCCUUAUUAAUCAGUUAGAAUUAUUUUAAAAUGAGCCUUAUUGUGAAGAUAAGAAUUCCAGAAAAGAAAGGUAACAUCAGGGCAAUUUGAAGCAGCUCUAAGAUGGUCUUGUUUUCACUCCCUUAUUUGCUUACUCUUCCAUGUAAGUCAUACCUUCAGGCUUGUUCUUUGAAAGGUUAGGUUAGGGAGUAAACUGAUUUAUAUACAUACUGAACAAAAAUCAACACCCCCCUUCCUUUUAAAUGUCUUGGACAAAUCACAUGCUUAAAAUUUGUUCUUAUAUUUAUUGGUUUUGCAAAGAAAGCAUCCUUAUAUACAGUAUUUGUAAUUAAAGCAAAUAAUUUGUUUAAAAAGGCAGUUUGCAAAAAAAAAAUGUUUUUGGUCUUUUAUAAUUCUCAUUAAAAGAUUAUCUGGCAAAUUCAAAAA
Jaculus jaculus (lesser Egyptian jerboa) is the source of this 2031-nucleotide messenger RNA. It is a transcript of the gene Siah1, whose product is annotated as siah E3 ubiquitin protein ligase 1. Bases 112 to 960 code for a protein of 282 amino acids. Gene Ontology annotation, biological process: multicellular organism development; proteasome-mediated ubiquitin-dependent protein catabolic process. Gene Ontology annotation, cellular component: cytoplasm. The record is from RefSeq and is a predicted model, not a curated record. Gene Ontology annotation, molecular function: ubiquitin conjugating enzyme binding; ubiquitin protein ligase activity; zinc ion binding. Lineage: Eukaryota; Metazoa; Chordata; Mammalia; Rodentia; Dipodidae. The transcript has 2 exons.